Messenger RNA from Aspergillus puulaauensis, 402 nucleotides. RefSeq lists its product as uncharacterized. Bases 1 to 402 code for a protein of 133 amino acids. Lineage: Eukaryota; Fungi; Ascomycota; Eurotiomycetes; Eurotiales; Aspergillaceae. The record is from RefSeq and is a predicted model, not a curated record. The transcript has a single exon.
AUGCGGUGUGGGGAUGAAAUCCCUCCUGGAAUGUCGUCCUUCUGCGACCAUCCAAGGUCGGCUAUCACUAUCAGCUAUCAUCCAGGAUCGGAUGGAGAGGACCGAGUUGUCUCCAGUAAAGCAGGACUGGGAAUGGUAUUGAAUCGUGCAUUCUGGUCCUUAACGAAUGGGAUCGGCUUCCACAUCCCUCUUGCAUGGCUUUGGGAUCCUAGGGAUCGGGCCGGAAUCGAUAUGUACCAUAGUAUGAAUAAUGGAUAUAGAGUCAUUGGAUCAUAUCUGAAUGAUGCGCUGAAUUCCAUGUCCUCCGUAUCCAAUUCCAAGGACAGCGUGCCAACUUCCGGAGACCCGACCCAAAUUCCGCGCGCAAUCAAAGGGAUGAAGACUCGUCCAGUGGACCGGUAG